UAUACAUUAUUUUAAGGAAGUGACAACUUAAUACAAUCUCAUCUGUUAUUCUUCGUGAUUGUUUGACUUGCAUGUUCUUGUUCUCACCUUUUGUCCCAAAAUUCAGAACUUGGUGUUCCUUCCUAGCCAAGUUUUUUGAAUGCUUAAGUUUUCUUCGUGUCAGCAGCAGCAUAAAAUUUACUUGUGAUUUCGUUGAUUGCCGGAGCUGCUAGCCCGUCUUCGAUUUGCAGAUACAGUUCGAGAGAUCGAUAUGGUGGCGAAACCAGUGCUCCUGCAUGGAGUACUGCAUGCAACUAUCUACGAGGUUGACAGGCUCAUGCCUGGUGGUUGCUGCAUUUUCUUCUGCAAGUUUCUUGGAGAGUCAGUAGGGCUACGGAAAGGUUCCAGACUCUAUGCAACAAUUGAUUUGGAAAAUGUAAGAGUUGGACGAACCAGACUGCUUGAAAACUCAACGAAAAAUCCCCAGUGGCGUGAAUCUUUUCAUAUUUACUGUGCACACAUGACUUCAAAUGUUGUUUUCUCCAUCAAAGAAGACAAAGCUUUUGGGGCCAAAGUUAUCGGAAGGGCUUACAUGCCGGCAGCAGAACUCCUCAAUGGCAAAGAAGUAGACAGAUGGCUUACGAUCAUGUAUCACAACAACAAACCUCUGCAUUCAAAAAUUCAUGUGAAGUUGCAGUUCUUUAACGUAAACCAGGAUUUGAAUUGGUCUUGUGGAAUAAGAAGUCCUGAAUUCCAAGGAGUUCCAUACACAUUUUUCACUCAGAGAAAUGGUUGCAGAGUUACCCUUUACCAAAAUGCUCAUGUCCCCAGAAAUUUCACACCGAAAAUCCCUCUUGCCGGUUCCAUGUAUUAUGACCAGCACCGAUGCUGGGAAGACAUUUUUCAUGCCAUUUCUAAUGCAAAAAACUUGAUAUACAUAGCAGGUUGGUCUGUAUAUACUAAAAUCACAUUAGUAAGGGACCCGAACAGUCAAAUCCUGGGAGGCGAUUUGACCCUCGGAGAGCUUCUUAAGAAGAAGGCAGAUGAAGGAGUGAAAGUCCUAAUGCUUGUGUGGGAUGAUAGAACUUCAGUGAAGUUGCUGAAGAGAGAUGGAGUGAUGGCUACUCACGAUGAAGACACUGAAAGUUACUUCCACAACACGGCAGUUCACUGCGUGUUGUGUCCCCGAAACCCUGACAACGGGAAUAGCAUUGUUGAGGAUUUAGAGGUUUCCACCAUGUUUACGCAUCACCAGAAGAUUGUUGUGGUGGACAAUGAAUUGCCUAAUGGAGAAGGGUUGGAAAAGAGGAGGAUUGUGAGCUUCAUUGGUGGCAUUGAUCUUUGUGAUGGGAGAUAUGACACUCCUUCACAUCCAAUUUUCAGGACUUUAGACACAACCCACAAGAAUGAUUUUCAUCAGCCUAAUUUUGAGGGAGCGUCGAUUGCAAAAGGCGGUCCAAGGGAGCCUUGGCACGACAUACAUUGUCGGUUGGAAGGGCCUAUUGCAUGGGACGUCUUGUUCAAUUUCGAGCAAAGAUGGAGGAAGCAAGGAGGGAAGGACUUGCUUGUUGAACUCACAGAGCUUGAUGACACAUUUAUGCCGCCAUCUCCAGUUAUGCUCCCUCAAGACCAUGAGACGUGGACUGUUCAGUUGUUUCGCUCCAUCGAUGGAGGAGCUGCAUUCGGAUUCCCUGACUCCCCUGAAGAUGCCGCCAGGGCAGGCCUUGUCACCGGGAAAGAUCACGUGAUUGAUCGAAGCAUUCAGGAUGCUUAUAUCAAUGCCAUUCGGCGCGCAAAGAGUUUUAUCUACAUUGAAAAUCAGUACUUUCUUGGAAGCUCUUUCGGAUGGCAUUCAGAUUAUGAUACCCUAAAAGUAGAGGAGGUUGGUGCUUUGCAUCUGAUCCCAAAGGAACUGUCACUCAAGAUUGUUAGUAAGAUUGAAGCUGGAGAAAGAUUUACAGUCUACAUUGUGAUGCCAAUGUGGCCAGAGGGCAUCCCGGAAAGCCAAACGGUUCAGGCAAUAUUGCAUUGGCAGAGGAUGACGAUGGACAUGAUGUAUAGGGACAUCGUUCAAGCUCUCAAAGCCAAGGGGAUUGAGGCAAACCCUAAGGACUAUUUGGCUUUCUUUUGCCUUGGUAACCGCGAGAAGAAGCUACCCGGAGAAUAUGAACCUCCGGAAAAACCAGAACCUGGUUCGGAUUACAGUCGAGCGCAGCAAGCAAGGCGGUUUAUGAUCUAUGUUCAUGCCAAGAUGAUGAUAGUUGAUGAUGAGUACAUAAUCAUUGGAUCAGCCAACAUCAACCAGAGAUCAAUGGAUGGAGCCAGGGAUUCGGAGAUUGCGAUGGGAGCCUACCAACCCUACCAUCUAUCCACUGGAAAGCCGGCCCGGGGACAAAUUCAUGGCCUCAGAAUGUCGUUGUGGUAUGAACACUUAGGGCUGCUUGAUGACACCUUUCUUGAACCAGAAAGUGUGGAAUGCUUUAGAAAGGUGAACCAAAUUGCAGAACAGCAUUGGGACCUUUAUUCAUGUGACACAUUAGAUGGUGACUUGCCAGGGCAUUUGCUUAGCUACCCCAUUGCAGUUACUGAAGACGGAGAGGUCACGGAGUUGCCUGGAACAGAAUUUUUUCCGGACACCAAGGCUCGAAUUCUCGGGUCGAAAUCUGAUUUGCUUCCUUCAAUACUCACUACUUAGUAAUAAUCUAAGGUUUCUUCUCACUUUUUUUAUGCGAGAUGCAGUGUAUAUGUGUUAAUAUAAUAAGCAAUUCUUGUAUAGUUAUGACAAGAAUUCUCUUAGAUCGGAUAAUUUGCUAUAUUUUUUAUUAUUUUGUGUAAUUAAAUUUGUCU
Pyrus x bretschneideri (Chinese white pear) is the source of this 2826-nucleotide messenger RNA. Its product is annotated as phospholipase D alpha 1-like. Gene Ontology annotation, cellular component: plasma membrane. Gene Ontology annotation, biological process: phospholipid catabolic process; phosphatidylcholine metabolic process. The coding region runs from base 251 to 2674 and encodes 807 amino acids. Lineage: Eukaryota; Viridiplantae; Streptophyta; Magnoliopsida; Rosales; Rosaceae. The record is from RefSeq and is a predicted model, not a curated record. The transcript has 3 exons. Gene Ontology annotation, molecular function: calcium ion binding; D-type glycerophospholipase activity.